Nematostella vectensis (starlet sea anemone) is the source of this 1741-nucleotide messenger RNA. RefSeq names its product galactose-specific lectin nattectin. The transcript is spliced from 4 exons. Bases 195 to 908 code for a protein of 237 amino acids. Lineage: Eukaryota; Metazoa; Cnidaria; Anthozoa; Actiniaria; Edwardsiidae. The record is from RefSeq and is a predicted model, not a curated record.
GCAAAUGAGAUUUGGCGCCGAACACCGGUAAUCACAUUUUAUUGGCGCUUGGCGUACACUAGGUAUAAUAACCCACAGGAAACGGAUAAAACAUUUAGUUCCUCACAUGCAAUCUACAUCAAAGACUGCAAUGCCUUAAGAAUACUGCAAUAUCCUAUGAACCGCUGGUAAAGGGAAUAGAGGAGGAAAAGAAUAUGAAUUUCAUGGUUUUCAUUUUUGGGAUAUACUUCGUCAUGGGAUAUGGAGAAUGGAUGCAAAACGAUGACGAACUGUGUGGGGCGGGAUGGAAAUCAUACGGCGAUCAGUGCUACCGCAUCCAAGUGGCCGAGAAGUCCUGGGAGGAAUCUCGUGACGACUGCGCAGCUACGCAAUCAGAAUUGAUCAAGAUAACCGACCAAUCAGAGCUCGACUUUGUGUACCACACGUUUGUCCGUCCUUUGCAUGGACCAAGCGCUUGGAUUGGCUUGUCAAAGGUCGACGGUAGUUUUCGGUGGACUGAUAACUGCAAUCUGACGUUUAGAAACUGGAAUUCAGGCGAGCCAAACAACUACGAAGGCCAAGAGAAGUGCGUGGAGCUGUACGUGAGGAGUGGUCUAUGGAAUGACGUCAAAUGCAGCAACCUAAGGCCAUCCAUAUGCAAGAGAGGCUACACCUUGCGCUCCCCACAAAGUAUGAUCGCAAGCAUAUCAAGUUUGGACUUUGCACUCCAUGGCCACGUGACGAGCACGCAGCUCGUGAGUGAUCUGAUGGAGUGUUUCACGUGGUGCCUGGGCGAUCCCGCGUGCUACUCGUUCAACUACGAGUAUCGAGGCAUGGCGGGAAAUAGAAGCUGUGAGCUCAACAAUUCCACCAGGACUGUGUCACGUGACUCGUUCACCAGCAGGGUUGGGUAUAUUUAUUACGACUAGACUAACGCGCAUCGGUCUCCCUGUGGUUAAAUGCAUAUUUAUUCUUUAUUCUUGUUUGAAAGCAAAAUUAAACAUACACAUCCAUAAGCCACACAUCCUGCUUUUACUUUGAAAAUGUAUAAACAGGCAAAAAAGUUAUAGAUGAGCGUGUUACGGGGAUGGGCUAGCCUCGGAUCGACUUGUACUGUUGUAGGCAUUGUACAAUUGUAGGCAUUGUACUCAACAAUGUAUUUUUAUUGUCGCUUUAGCUUGACUUGAAAUACCUCUCGCUCGAAAAAUGUCCUUAAAGCUACAUUUAAAGAUUCAAAGAAAACGUGUGAGCAAAAAUGUUAUGAAGGAAUUAAAACUAGCUAUUAUUAGGUAAAUCAAACACAAACAAUACCUUGUGCGGCUUCUGGGCUGCCUACAGCCACGGCAAUUUCGCAACUUCUAUAAAUGUGUAUGUUCCAAAAGCUGACCACCCAUGUAAUUUAGUCCAGGAGACUACAAUCAAGGGUUAUAAUAAACUGAUGAUGAUUAUUAUUAUCAUUAUUCAAUAGGCGACAUACACUUAGAAGUCUCGUGACUUUUUGAGUGGCAAAUAUAAACCAAAACACCGAAAGACUGUGCCCGUCACACCAGAGAUCAACGAAAAAAUAUGUCAAUGAAAAUAAACCCUUUCUGACGAAGAAAUUUCCUGCCUGAUUCAUAAGCUGUAUAAUUUGCUUUUUGUUUUUAUUAUAUUGGAGUUAAAAGCUACGAAUGAAAAAACGUACUACGGCUGAAAUAAGUGCUCUAGUGACUGCCUGUGCAGGUUGUUAGUAUCAAUAAAAGAAACAGUAAAAAAAAAAAAA